Symbiodinium pilosum is the source of this 2091-nucleotide messenger RNA. Lineage: Eukaryota; Dinophyceae; Suessiales; Symbiodiniaceae. The record is from the annotation of a GenBank genome assembly.
AUGAUUGAAGAUUUAACUCAAAAGAUUUCUGAAAACUCUGUGGUCAGUCACAAGCGCUGCCCAUCCACAGAGUUCACAGCAGUCCGAAGCCGGAUCGACUCAGAUGCAGUGCCAAGUCCUGCUCGAGUGCAAUCCCAAGCAGUGUUGCUGGAUUUCACAUCGCUUACGGGAGAUAAUUUAGACAGCUCGCCGAAUUCUGUCGAGAAAUGUGCCUCUGAAGCGAAGCAGGUGAGGCUUCAGCUGCCGGAACAAGCCGAGACUGGUCACGGCCACCGGUGCGAUAGGAUUCAGAGCAUUCGCUCGGCACCUGCAAGCUUCGUAUACUUUAAUGGUGCAGAGCGGAAGCGUCUCGUUAUGCAGAGAAGCGAGUACUUGGAGUCGAACAUGGGGCCUUCAGAUGUGCAAUAUCAUGACUUUCAACCCCUUGCCACUUGGACAAGGGCAGAGGAUCCUGGCAUCAGAAUCAGCGGUGCAGAUGCGAAGCUGCCGAGUUCCGACUUCGCUGAUGACCUGAUGGUCAUUCAGGAAUACAAUGGCUUCCUCCGACAUUUCAUGAUUUUUCCAAGCAGCCCAGGCAAGCUAGCCUGGGACUGCGCGGGAGCAGGACUGAUCGUGCACGACCUCUUCACUAUCUCCAUGCAGGUCUUCGAACCUCCGGCGUCAGAUAUUUCUACAUUUAUGCAGUGGUUCAUCCUGAUCUACUGGAGCGUCAACAUGCUGAUCUCUUGCCUUGUCGGUUACAUUGACAAAGGCAUCUUUGUGAUGGUCCCGCACAAGGUCAUCUUGCAUUACAUAAAAACAUGGUGCCUCAUAGAUUUGAUCGUAGUCGGUUCAGACUGGGCUUUCACUCUCUCCACAUCUUCGGAUGGAUCAUCUGAAUCAUCAGCGGAAAGCUCUGUUAAACUUCUUCGGAGUCUUCGUCUUUUCCGGAUGGUGCGCCUCGUGCGAAUACUUCGGCUUCGCAAAACCAUGGAGAGCAUCAGCGAUCUGGUGGACUCUGAGUACAUCAGCAUCGUUGUGAGCAUCCUCAAGAUGCUUGCUUUGCUCCUGAUUGUGAAUCACGUUAUUGCCUGCUUCUGGUUUUGGAUCGGCAACCUUCAAGGUGGUGGUGGAUGGAUUGAGGCGCAUCAUCUCAGUGAUGCUGCGUGGGACUAUCAGUAUGCCACAAGUUUGCAUUGGGCGAUUACCCAAUUCACGCCAGCGUCAAUGCAUGUGCAGCCUCACACCAUGACAGAACGCAUGUUUGCGAUUGGCACUGUUGUAUUUGCUCUUGUGGGAUUCUCAUAUGUUGUGGGCAGCAUUUCCGGAUCGUUGGCCCAGUUGCGAGGCAUGACGGAGAAUCGGGCUAGACAAUUCUGGGAGCUGCGGCGCCAUCUGCGAAAGAAUCAUGUUUCCAUCACACUAUCUGCACGCAUUCAGAAAUAUGCCGAGCAUGUGCUUGAAAGUCAAGAGGACAAUGUGCCGGCAAAGGAUGUGAAACUUCUAACGCUUCUUUCAGAGCAACUCCGAAGCGAACUGGAGUGUGAGAUUUGCAUGCCACACUUUUCAGUGCAUCCGUUAUUUGCACGCCUCUGCGUCGUCUCCCGCGUGACAAUUCACCGCCUAGCGAACAAUGCGAUCUACAACAAGCUCUUGGCAAGGACUGAUACCUUGUUCAUUCCUGGGGAGAUCGCAACCCACAUGUACAUUGUUGUGGCUGGGAGGCUGGUCUACAGCCGGUUCGACUCAAAGAACGACGAGCACAAGGAAUUAGUAGACAAAGGUGAGGACUGGAUCUCGGAGCCAGUGUUGUGGACUCCAACCUGGGUUCACCUAGGUUUGCUAACGGCUUUGACUGAGUGCGAUUUGAUGGUGCUGGAUCCUGUUCAGUUCGGUCGGAUUGUGAAUCUGAACCCUGACGCCAACAUGAUCGCCACCACUUACGUGAAGAACUUCAUUGUUUGGAUCAACUCCGUGGAGAGAGACAGCCUUUCCGACAUAUGGCAGGGCGAGAACGUGUCUCCGCGCGUAGUCGGCUUCAUGGAGUUGGACGAGAACCAAUUCAGAAAUGCAAAAAGUUUGGCUGCAAAGCUUAUGAAUUGGCAGGUCUGA